AUGAAGUUGUUGAAUAUUCUACUUUUGUCUUCCGCUGCCAUUGGAGCAAUACUCCCAGCUCAAAUCAAUGAACGUGAUGGUCUGGUGAAACGACAAACUGUCUCCAGCAGCAAGACAAGCACUUCAUCAAAAGCCUCUGGCACUUCAUCGAAAGCUUCUAGCACUUCAUCAAAAACAUCAUCUGGUACCUCCAAGUCCUCAAGUUCGUCAACCUUGAAGUCGUCAUCAGUUGGCUCAUCGUCUUCAAAGGCUUCAACAACUACUUCAGGCACGUCAACUUCUGUCGGUACCACGACAACUUUAAGCUCAAGUUCCACCUCUGCUCUCUCUAGUUUGGUCGCUGAUCCUGCUUGUACAAACUCGCCAUUCACCAGAGCCUGUUGGGGCAAUGGCUUCAGUAUUGCAACUGAUUUUGAUACCAAGAAUCCCAACACUGGUGUCACCAGAAAAUAUAACUGGGAAGUGACCAACACGACUUGUGCUCCUGAUGGAGUUACCCGCCAAAAUUGCAUGUUGAUCAAUGGCCAAUAUCCUGGACCAACCCUAUAUGCUGACUGGGGUGAUAUGAUUCAAGUUACCUUGAAGAAUUCCAUGCCAGAUAACGGGACUGGUAUUCAUUGGCACGGGCUUCGACAAUACCACACCUGUACUGAGGAUGGUGUACCAGGAAUCACAGAAUGUCCCCUUGCUCCUGGUGAUACCAAGACAUACACUUUCCAGGCGACCCAGUUCGGCACGAGCUGGUAUCACAGUCACUACUCCUCUCAAUAUGGCGAAGGAAUGCUCGGUGGAAUCGUAAUCAAUGGACCCGCAACUUCUAACUACGAUGUUGAUCUUGGAGUAUACACCAUCACAGAUUGGUAUUAUACCCCAGUGUUUGCACUCGGUGAAAGAAUAGCUCAUUCUCAAGCCGGACCGCCACCGGGUGAUAAUGGACUUAUUAACGGUAGUAUGGUAGCUCCUGCUGGCCAAAGUGGUGGAAAAUAUACCACGAACACCAUAACCGCAGGCAAAAAGUACCGUCUCCGUCUCAUCAACACUUCAGUCGACAAUCAUUUCAUGGUUUCAUUAGAUAACCAUGCUUUUACCGUGAUCACAAGUGAUUUUGUACCCAUUGUCCCAUACACCACAAACUGGAUUUUCAUCGGUAUUGGCCAAAGAUAUGAUGUUAUCAUCACUGCCAAUCAAACUGUUGGAAGCUAUUGGUUCCGAGCUGAAGUUCAGAAUGGAUGCGGCACCAACAACAAUAAUGGAAAUAUCAAGAGUAUCUUCACCUAUUCAGGAGCAGCAAGUACCACUCCAUCAUCUUCAGCUACUCCAUAUACUGGUAGAUGUACUGAUGAAACUGGAAUCAUUCCUUUCUGGGAUAGCUUUGUGCCCAGUGGUCCGCUUAGUGGAAAUGUUGAUCAACUCGACGUCGCCGUCAAUAUUGGUGUUGAUGCCAGCGGGCCAAUCGUAACAUGGGGAAUCAACCUCAGUGCCAUUGAUGUCGACUGGAAGAAACCCAUCCUGCAAUACGUCCUCGAUGGCAACAAUUCCUGGCCUGCUUCAGAGAAUCUAAUUGAAUUGCCCAAUGCCGCUCAAUGGUAUUAUUGGAUCAUUCAAGAAGUACCUGGAAACGUCAACGGAAACCCAGUUUCUAUUAACGUCCCACAUCCAAUGCAUUUACACGGUCAUGAUUUCUUCCUUUUGGGUACGGGAAUUGGAACUUACAACAACACUCUCGAUAGCCCAAAUCUUGAUUAUGACAAUCCAACUAGAAGAGAUGUUGCCAUGUUGCCUGCUGGAGGAUGGAUGGUUCUAGCAUUCCAAACUGAUAACCCUGGUGCUUGGUUGAUGCAUUGCCAUAUUGCAUGGCACGUAAGCGAAGGUCUCGCGGUACAGUUCCUGGAAACCAAAAACCAGAUCAACGCUGUAAAUCCGAUCUCGCCAGCAUUGACAAAUACCUGCAAUAAGUGGAAUGCAUGGUAUCCAUCCCAAGCUCCUUAUAUCAAGACCGACUCUGGUCUUUAA
Botrytis deweyae is the source of this 2013-nucleotide messenger RNA. RefSeq lists its product as uncharacterized. Lineage: Eukaryota; Fungi; Ascomycota; Leotiomycetes; Helotiales; Sclerotiniaceae. The transcript has 3 exons. The record is from RefSeq and is a predicted model, not a curated record. Gene Ontology annotation, molecular function: oxidoreductase activity; copper ion binding. The coding region runs from base 1 to 2013 and encodes 670 amino acids.